Molecule: messenger RNA, 1603 nt
Organism: Cyprinodon variegatus (sheepshead minnow)
Lineage: Eukaryota; Metazoa; Chordata; Actinopteri; Cyprinodontiformes; Cyprinodontidae
Gene: supt7l
Product: SPT7-like STAGA complex gamma subunit
Exons: 5
Coding region: 149-1450 (433 amino acids)
Cellular component (GO): SAGA complex
Molecular function (GO): protein heterodimerization activity; transcription coactivator activity
Source: RefSeq, a predicted model, not a curated record
AUAAAAGCUGCGGAAUGGCCCUUUAAGAAACCGCUUGGAAACUCUCAAUCAGAUACGAACUUCAACAUCUUUCAAAGCAGCUAGUUCGUCCGGCUUCCCGUUCAACGCUUAACAUCUUGUGGCUUAAAUCAUACAAAAGUGUGACUGGAUGAUGAUGCGUUACUGGGGUGAGAUCCCCGGACCCUCGGGCGCUCCUCCCAGUCGCAGCUCCUUCGACUUGCUCCAGCGGGAGUUCCGCUCCGUGGAGAUGCAGGACCCCCCCCUGCAUCAGCCCUCGGCCCAACGUCCCAGACCCACCACCAUGUUGGACGUCCCCUCCGAGCCGUGCAGCCUCACCAUCCACACCGUGCAGCUGUGCCAGCACGCCCGCCGUUUGCGUGCCCUCCUGGCAGUGGCCCAAGCCCAGGGUCAGGGUCAGAGCUCGGCAUCAACCGAGGGUGGGGGCCGGCCGGAGGAGGCUGAAGCCAACCUGCCGCAGCGUCCUCCGACUCCGCCUACGGUCCCUGAUGAUCUGCUCCCUGCAGACAGCAAAGAUCCCCAGCAGCCCUUUCAGCUUCGCCACAGCGACCCUGAGAGUGAAUUCUACAAAGGUAAAGGUGAACCCGUCACUGAGCUGAGUUGGCCGUCCUGCAGGCAGCUCCUCUAUCAGUCGGUGGCCACAGUUCUGGCUCACGCUGGCUUUGAGUCUGCCCAGGAAAGCGUCCUGGAGACCUUGACUGACCAGGUCCACGAACAUUACCUGCGCCUCACCCAGCUGCUGCGGGUGGCGGUGGACCGCGAGGCUCGGCUGGGGGCCACUCCCUUCCCGGACGUGGUGGAGCAGGUGUUCCAUGAGGUGGGCAUCGGCAGCAUGCUGUCCCUGCAGCGCUUCUGGCAAGUGAGGAUCAAGGACUAUCACAGCCACAUGCUGCAGGUGACGAAGGAGCUUUCAGAAGAAUAUGAGCGACUGGUGAAUCCGGAGAAAGCUCUGGAAGACUCCAAACCUCUGAGGAUUAAGGAGGAGCCCAUGAGUGACAUUCCCUUCCCUGUUAGUGAGGAACUUGAGGCUGAUCUGGCCUCUGGGGAUCAGGCUCUGCCCAUGGGGGUCCUGGGGGCCAAUGCUGAGAGGCUGGCUUCAGGCUUGGAUAGUGAGCAGUCCCCUCACGCUUCAGGUGGGGGCGGGGCCACCAACUCGCCCCUUUGGCCCCAAGUAAAGAUGGAGCCGCAGGACGGGGAUGAAGGUCAGGCUGCCGGGCACCAUCAUCAUCAUCAUCCUCACGGCGUUCUGAGCGGAGACGUGUUCGAAGAGGGGGGUCCCAUGUCCACCAUGAGUGAGUCUGGAGGCGCCAUGGCUCCUUCGCCAACAGGAGCGCCGUCCGAAGGCAGCUAUGCGUCACAUUCACCCGACUCCCUGAUGGGAACGUCGCCCGUCUUCAACCAGAGACCCAAGAAACGAAUAAAGAAGAUCUGAAUGUGGAAAACUCAGCAUCCAAACGCUUAGAGAUAAAAACGGAAACGUUCAUUUCCACAGAGAGGAGGACGGGUGCUAUUAUGUCUUUUUAUUUUUUGGAAUAUUCUAUAUUUUCUCUGAAAUACUGAUUUUUAGUUUGAUAAUAAAUGGAAA